GCCGCCUCGCUAGUGCAUCAGUCAGUCCUUCGCCUCGGGGACUGCGCGGAUCUGGGAGCGGAGAGAGCGGAGCGGGGGGAUCGGGCCCGAGAGCGGCCCCGCAGCCUGACUGACUGACCCGAGCCCAGCCCAGCCCAGCUGACCCGGCCUGGCCCCGCCACCGCCGCCUGGCCUGGCCCGGCCCUUCCCCAGCCUGCGGCCUCGGGCCUCGCCGCCGCUGUCGGAGCCCGAGCUGUCGGUGGAGAGUGAGUGUGAGAUGGCCGCGACCCCCCGGUGAAAGCGGCCAAGCUCCGAGCCCUCAGCCGCGUCGAUGAGCCUGGAGCCCGGCUGCCGUCCCCGGGUGAUAAUGUACCCGCAUCGAAGGAGAAGUUGUGAUGACUCUACGAUAAGAACCUAACACACCAGCACCAGACUAGGCAACCGAGAAGAGAAAGGAAUCUUUUCACAGGGAAGGUGAAUCUAAGAUGUCCUUAAGUAGCAGCAGUUCAGCUGGGAAAGGUGUGGAUUCGAAUGCUGUUGAUGCCUACGACAGUGGGGAUGAGUGGGAUAUCGGAGUUGGGAAUUUAAUUAUUGACUUGGACGCAGACUUGGAAAAAGACCAGCAGAAAAUGGAGAUGUCGGGAUCGAAAGAUGGGAGCAUCCCAGUGCCAAGCGCAGUGGCAGCUCUACCAGAGAAUAUCAAGUUUGUCACUCCAGUUCAAGCACCGCAGGCCAAAGAGAGCAAAUCGAAGGCUAAAAGGAGCAAAAAUGCAAAGGAAGGAAGUAAAUCUGUGUCUGCUGCUUCUCUCUAUACUGUGGGAGAAUCAGGAAAUGGCAAGAAAGAAAUGCAGGCGCGGUCUGCAGAAAUUGCGAAUCCCAGUGGGCUGGGGUCGUCUAACACCACGUCCAAAGGAUCAGAAAAAGGUCCAAAGACAGUUCGGAAUGGAGCCGGAUCAAAAAAGGACAAAGAGGGUGGAUCCAGCAAAAGCAAAAAGGAUAAAAGUGAGAGCAGCGGAGGUGUGCAGCCGCCUCCUGGGAACGAUUCCAACGCUGCACAACAACUCGGGCUGGGGUCAGGGCCAAAGGGCAGCUCGUUUGAAUGUGCUCCGAGCACAAGCUGCCCAGACGGGGCUGCCGUCCAAGUGCUGGAUUUGGGAAACGCACCACUGGAUAGCAACAGCAUUUCCAACCUGCUGGGAAUUAAACCCGAAACGGAGGAGGUCGACAGUGAGUGUCGACCACUGAAGAAGGUCAAGACGGAGAAGAUGGACUCGCCUGCCUCCACCCCAGCCCCUCCACCCCUCCAUCUCCUGCCUCCUGUCAACAGUGGUGUUGCAUCUCCUGUGGAGCAGAUCAUGGUCCGCACGCGCUCCAUUGCAGUCAAUACCUGCGACGUUGGACUUGCGACGGAGCCCGAAUGCUUGGGACCGUGUGAGCCUGGGACAAGUGUCAACCUUGAAGGAAUUGUUUGGCAGGAAACCGAAGACGGUGUCCUGGUGGUUAAUGUGACCUGGCGGAACAAGACUUAUGUGGGAACACUUUUGGACUGCACAAGACAUGACUGGGCACCACCAAGGUUUUGUGAAUCACCAACAAGUGACCUUGAGAUGAGAGGGAACAAUCGCGGGCGGGGGAAGCGAGUGCGGCCCAGCACAAGUGCUCCAGUGAUUGAGGCUGUCGUGGUUCCAGACACCAAGGUCAUUACCAAGACUCGGGCGUGUUCCAGCAGCAAGGGGCGCCGGGGCAGCCAGACCUCUUCAGACAGUCGCACCCCCACAAACCCAGUGGAAGACGUCAAGGCAAGCCCUUCAGCGGGCAACAAGCGGAAGAACAAGCCUGCUCCCGAUUUGGACUUAACCUCAAGUUCCGAGGACUCAAAGGGAGGGAAAAGGAUGCGUUCAAAUUCGCGCGGGGCAGCAACGCCAACCCCCGUCAUGGUGGUGAAGCCCGAGGCGUCCGUGCCUGAGCAUAACUGUCCGUCCCCCGUCCUCAUUGACUGUCCCCACCCCAACUGCAACAAGAAAUACAAACACAUCAAUGGCCUGCGCUACCACCAGGCCCAUGCACAUACAGACAGUGACGGUAAGAUUGAGGGUGACAUUGACAGCGAGGAGAAGAACUCUGAUGGUGAGGAGUGCACUCAGCAUCCGUCACUGAGUCAGGACUCCAGCAGCUGUAAUGGUUCCUCCAGCUCCCACACCUUCUGUCAGUCGAAGGGCUACAUGUCCCCAGCACGGUCUGUCACACCAAAGGGCAGGAGAGAAGGCAGCAUGGAGGCCCACAGCCCUUCCUCUGCCGUGAAGCUUGGGACUGGGAAGAACUCCAGUAAAAAGAAACUCACUUCAGAGGCCGAUGCGGAGUCUGGUGGGUUGUAUAAUGUCGAUUGUUCAGAGGAAGGGCUUCCGGUUGCCAGCCCGAGUGACGACACAGGAAACGAUGGCGACGACUCUACUGAGAAGAAAUCUGCCGUGGAAAAAGACAAAGCCAAGAAAUCGAGUGGUUCAAAAUCAGAAAAGCUUCCAGUCAAAAGCAAGUCUGCCAGGCCAUUGUCCCCUGCCAUGACACCAGCACAAAUGUACAGUUUCUCCACUGCCGCUUUUACUGCCUCGGGCCCGGGCUCUGCCCCUGGUUUGGCUACCACCGUUGUUCAAGCAAUGUCCAAGAGCCCGCCACUCAAACCCAUUCAGCCCAAGCCCACCAUCAUGGGGGAACCGUCGACAGUGAACCCAGCACUCACGCCCUUGAAGGAGAAGAAGAAAAAGGAGAAGAAGAAGAAGGAUGCCAAAGAGGCUGCGAGCCCCAAACCUCUGGGCAAAGUGGGGGCAAAGCCGGAAGAUGGCAAGAGCCCUUUCCGAGAUCCCGCUGCGGACUCCGCGGCUAAAGAGGGGCUACUAAACGGAUCGUCGGAAUCGCACGAAAGUCGCCUAGCCAGUAUCAAGGCCGAAGCGGACAAAAUCUACAGCUUCACCGACAACGCACCCAGUCCGUCCAUCGGUACGGCCAGCAGGCUGGAAGGCACGGGCCUGGUCACGCCUAUUACACCCUUGCACGUGGUGACACAGAAUGGGGCCGACAGCUCCUCGGUCAAGACCAACAGUCCAGCUUACUCGGACAUCUCGGAUGCAGGGGAGGACGGAGAGGGGAAGGGAGAUGGCAGUAAAGUCAAAACCUCCUCCCCGGACCAGAUGGCCAAGGAAAGUGCCAAGAAAGCUUUAUUUUCCUCAUCAUCCUCCUCAUCCUCCUCUUCCUCGUCCUCACGAACUCAACCACCUAUAAAUAAAGAAACCCACUCCCCGUACUACCAAGGUUAUGACACGUACUAUUCUCCAAACUACGCCCACUCGAGUCCUGGAGGUGCCAGCGGAGGCUCGGCGGCGGCCGGUCACUCGGUCAAGAUCAAGAAGGAGGUGGACGAGGAGGGUGUGGAGGUGAGGGUCAAAGUGGAAAGCACAGAGGACAAGAAGACAGAAAUGAGCAAUGCAGGCCACCAUCCUUCAGUGAUACAGCAACGCUCCCAAAUGUACAUGCAGCCUCUGUAUUACGGUCAGUAUGCCUACGUGCCCCAGUAUGGUUACAGUGAUCAGGGCUAUCACAGUCACAUGAUGAGCACAAACCCAGGCUACAGGCAGCAGUACGAGAAAAUGUGCGAGGAGCAACACAAACAGAGGCACGAGCAGAACCGCGGGAAGCACAGCAGCAACGACCACGACAAGAAACAAGAGCACGCCAUCAAGGAGCGGGAGGAGUGGAAGCAGAAGGCUCCUGCCUCUGCCACCCUCUCUAAAGCACCCAGCUUGACAGACCUUGCAAAACCUGUGCCUAACAAGCCCAAGGACACGGCGGACUCCAUAAAGUAUGGCAUAAUGGCCAAAGCAGAUGAUGCCUCCAAGAUGCAGUCACAGCAGGCAGAAGGAUUAAAGAUGAAAUUAACUGAGGGGAGUCACCUUGGGAGGGAGUUGUGUGAAACAAAACAAAGUCUGGAGUCAAGCAAGCAUCAUUCUGGAAUGGAUCCAGGACUGUGGUACAGACAGCAAACUACAGAGAUAGAACCCGAUCCUAGUUCACUUACACAGUACUGCAGUUCAUUACACCUUGUGCCGAGGCAUGGCACUGACUUUAAUUCUUCAUCACUAAGGGGAUUAUCAAGAUGCCAGCUAAUUCAUUCCUGGAGAGAGGAAUCUGAAAGCAGGUUGUGGUCGUACGUGUAUCCAAACAAAUACUCCGAGCAGCAAAAGGCAGAAGAGGAGCGGUGGAAAGAAGCAGAGCGAGAACGGAAAUUUAAAGACGAGGGCUCAUCGCGAAUAAGAAGCAAAGAGAUAGCAGUUAAAGAGGAAAGCAAGGACAACAUGUGCUUGGAGUCCCGCUCAACGUCAAUGGAAGAAUGUCGAUCAGUUGGAAAAGAUCCCAGAUCAGGACUUCACAUCCCUGUGUCCUCCUCGAUGGUCCAGCACCCAUCUUACAUGCCGUAUGUUCAUGGCUACCCUUACGGAAAGCCGUACGAAGCCCCCCAUCCAGGAUUCCGAGGGGUGACGCCAGUGAUGAUGCAGAAUUAUCCAGGAUCAUACCUGUCAUCGGGAUUCUCUUUCUCACCUUAUGCAAGUAAGGUUCCGGGACACGAUGACAAUGAACGAGCUCAUGGGAGUCCUGGUGUGGGCAGCAAGUCGAGCUCUGAAUCCAUGGCCCUAGAUAUCUUGCAGCAACAUGCCAGUCAGUACAAGAGUAGAUCACCCACGACGAGUGAGAAGCCGCCUCAUGAAAGGGAGCGAGGGGAUCGAGACAUCGACAAGGAACGGCCCCGUUCUUCCCCAUCCCAGCGACAGAUCGCCUCGCAUCAUCAUCUUGGAAUGGGGUACCCAUUGCUUCCAGGCCAAUAUGACCUCCCAUAUGCAACAGGCCUCUCCUCCCCAGCCAUUGUCGCAAGCCAACAGGCUGCAGCACAAGCCUCGGUGUCCAACCUGUUCCCACCAACCAGAAGGGUGUGAGAGGGAGUGAUUACUUUGUUCAAAGUCAUGUGACUGGAUCACAUGAGGACGCUCAGCAUUUUUAUAGACAUCAGUUCAAUGGUGUUCCUGGUUCCUGCCGUGAAGUCGGGCAGACUAUUGUAAUGUUUCUCCUGCGGACUCAGACAUCUGUGUUGGAGACCUGAUGCCUAUUAUGUAUGUGUCUCGGAGGCUAUGAGCAAAAGCAGCCUGCCUUUCUCACAAUGUAAAUAUAUUGUAGAAUAUGCCACCCUUCCCCCUCAAUGAAAGAAGUUUCCAAUAUUGACUGUACAUUGCUAUUUGUUGAGUUCACUGCAUCAUACGGAUCGAGGGGCACUGUAAAACUGGUCCCUGCUGUAAUUCUGGCUUGUCCUUUGCAUGCUGUCCCGUGGCCUGGCCACACCUGGAUGGGAAUUGGGGAACUCCUGUGACUGUCAUUGUUGACGUCCUGAACCAAGUGAGCAAGUUGUUUUUAAGUGACUGGAUGAAGAUGUUUGGGCAAUGUUGGUGCUUUUAACGUGUCUUCUCACCCCCAGUUCCUUUUCAUCGCAAACUCUGUCCAAGAAUCACCAUCACGACAAAUACGUUUUUAUUGCCACUUGCAUAAUGCAGCUGUGUCAUCCUAGAGGGCGAGAGACUCUUCAUGUUAGUUUGCCACCACCGUAGGUUUAACAGGGGUUGACAGGCCUUUUUGUACCCAGUGGGUAAUGCUAGUGUCUGCCCAGUGUUGAUUUAAAUACAUUGGCAGUGCAGACAAAGCUAGCUCCUCAGACUGAAGGAUGUCAGUACUGGGCUAUGCCCUUCAGUUACCUGUUGUUAGCACCAAGCACUUCUAGCUCAACUGUAGCAUGUCAAGGCCAAUGGAGCAGAGUAGCUCCCUCUCACACCGAGUGAUAUCUUAUCCAUAGCUCACACCGGCAUUCCACAGACCUUACCCGUCCCAGCAUCGCAUCAACUCCUGGGCCAGUCCGCUGACUCAAAAGAGGGGAAGCUGCUGGUCAUCAGUGUUUGCAUUCAGAUCCGAGAAAAACCAGUGAAUCACAACACACCAGCCAGUUCCACUCUCAAUAUUUAUUAGUCGAGCAUAGGAGGAGCACUUGGCACUGCCUCACCUCACAUGUGAAGGACUUGUAGAUGUGCGAGGUGGCAGGAGAGCAGUUGUAUACACAGGUAGCUGUGCUAUGAAAGAAGAAAAAAUGGUUCCAAUUAUACCGUUCUCCAACUUCGCAUAUUCCACAUGUACGUGCACACACACCACGCUUUCGUGCACACAAUCGGAGUUGGGUUCAUUCUGACACGAGCUCCAAGCACAAUGGAUGAUCCGAGCACUCUGGUCGUUCUGAUCACCUCUGGUUCCAAGUGAAGGCACUUAAAGAUAUAGUUUGUUACUUUGGAAACUUUUUCUGAGUUAGUGCAGUGGCACACAGAUCUUGCCUCCCUAUUAGUCAGCGCCAGAUCUAUCAUAACUGUCGGAGCCAUUGACUCCCUUGUAAACAUGUUGUGUAUGAAGGACAUGCCUGACUGGCUAAAGAGAGGCAGAAUCAGUAUCCCAAGGCCUUGAGAAAUGUAAAUAGGAUAUUUUAUAAGUUGAGAGCAGGACCAGAAGAUGACAUCAAGACUUCUCUUCUGCAUUUAGGAAUAAGAUCAACAGCUGAAAACCACUUCAUUUCCCUCUGCUAUUUCUACCAAACCUGUCAACUAGACAAAGCAGGCAACUCUGCUCAUCUACAGGAUACUGAACCGUAGGAUAAGAUUUUAAGCUUUCACUCCUUGUUACUGAACCUCUGUACAUUCUUGGACAGUUAGAAAUCCUGACAUGUUUUGUCUAGUUACAAUCUCUAUUGAUGAGACUGUGAGGAGAUCUGGAGCCAUGCUGGCUGGCCAGGAAUGAGAGCGUCCAAACUAGAAUGGUUUUCAGUUCACUAUAUCAAUAUUCCAUCACAAAUUGUCAUACUUUUAGCGAGUGAACUGAGCUGCGUUCUGUGCAGAACAUGCUGGGGAUGCCCAGGGUCAGCUGAUCUUUUCUCCACUUCAAACAUCUUUUAUUCAAUUUGGAAAUAAUGGACACGAGUGUCUAAAUGGGCUAUUUUCCAAAUUCUCAAGAGUGUAAUUAACUGAACUUUCAGAGUGGGUGACUUUAAAACUUGUUGACUCAAAAUGCUAAUCCCUUCGCUAGAGCAACCAGGAUAAAUAAUGUUUCCUCCUACACAAUUCUAAGAGCAGGGCUGAUGGAUAGGGCUGGGUGUGACCCCAGCAAUGAGUUACUCGUGUGGCUGCACAACGCUGAAUCGCUCUGCCCCCUCCCAGUCAGUGCUGCAUUUGCAUGGCAGCCUGCACCCUCCACCUGCCACAGACCACACGUCAACCAGGUUGUAACCAGCUUGUUGGGCUGCAGGGUGGGGACUAACUUUGGCCACAGAUUUGCAACAAACGUUAAGUUUGGGGGAAGAGGAAAGUGGAGGUGAAGUUUGCUGAAACGCUGACCGACAUUUGAGAUUGGUCAUCAAGCUUUUCCUCAGAAUGGUGAAGUGUGGGCUUCAUAUCCAGUUUAGGCAUCGCCAUGAGAAUGAGUCAGGGCCUGGAUGUUUUACACUGCACGUAAAGGAACGUGGAAACUCAGUCUGUUAUCACGUUGUCAAAGACGGAAGUGUUCAACAAAGGCUCACAAACGGCAUCACAGUUCAUUUUACAACCUGUUUUCACUGUUUUGGGGUUUUUGGUGAUUCCCCUGCGACACCUCACUGUGAUCGUCUCAGCAUUUCUUGGCUUUUUUGCUGCCUUUAUUUCCGACACCUGCCCAGCUCUCUCGCUCUCUCUCUCUCAUCCUUGCCCUUCUCCCACCAACAAUACGUAUUGUCCCCACCUCUCAUGUGCAGAACCUCUUCACUGUUGCCAGGUGCUGUUUGCUGUAAAUAUUGUACAGAGAAACUAUUGUAAAAUGUUUAAUUUUUUUUUUAAUGAAAAAUGUCCAAGAUUCUGGUUUCUGGAAUUUUUUUGUUUGUGGGUGAAUUUGUUUCCAAAAUCCUAAUUAUGUGAUAUUUACCUUUCUUGAACACUGCUGUUUGGUACUGGUGAAUCCAACAGCAUCCUUGGGUUCUCCUUUGGAAUGACUAGAUUCAGUGCUGAGGUAGGAUUAAAAACCCGGUGAUUCUGGAG
Messenger RNA from Leucoraja erinaceus (little skate), 8114 nucleotides. Its product is annotated as zinc finger protein 609-like. NCBI's taxonomy places the organism in Eukaryota, Metazoa, Chordata, Chondrichthyes, Rajiformes, Rajidae. The record is from RefSeq and is a predicted model, not a curated record. Gene Ontology annotation, cellular component: nucleus. Gene Ontology annotation, biological process: regulation of transcription by RNA polymerase II.